AUGUGCCGGCAAAAGAGCUCUGUCGACGCUAGCUUUUGGAGAGAGCUGGGCACGAAGAAGCUAGACGAGCUGAAGUUGUCAGAGGAGCCCGUUCCUAUUACUGGGUACAUCUGCCCAGCGCGCCAUGCCCAGGUUGGCUCUCAGCUUGAACUCGAUGCAGAAUCUUUUGGGGCCCAGCAGGCAUCAAGCAGGCAGGGAUAUCACACUGUCCCUGGUGUUCUGUACCUUCUGAACUCUUUAGAGAGCUUCAAGACCUUUGACAGAGCUGAGGCUGUGCAUCGGGUGGCAGCGCAAAUUUGGGAAGAUAUCUGCAACGGCGGUGCAGAGUCAGACCCAUCGCUGCUGUGCCGGUUUCUGCUGCUCGCAUAUGCCGACCUGAAGAACUACCAAUAUCGCUACUGGUUUGCUUUUCCAGCCUUGAAGCCCCUGCAGGCCUUCACAGCCACAACACAAUCUUUAGAAGCUGCUUUUGAGCAGCCAGUUGCUGGCAAGGUGAUUGUUGUCUUGCACCAUUGCUCCCCUGACUCCCGCUUGCGCUGUCCCAGAAUGUAUGAAUCAAUGUUGGGCUGUGGAAUUGCUGCACAACAGGUUUGUAGUUAA
Messenger RNA from Ostreobium quekettii, 600 nucleotides. NCBI's taxonomy places the organism in Eukaryota, Viridiplantae, Chlorophyta, Ulvophyceae, Bryopsidales, Ostreobiaceae. The record is from the annotation of a GenBank genome assembly.